AUGGUGCCCGAUGAGAUCUUAUAUCGAUGUGGGGACUUCGACUGGGUCCCUUUACUUGGAAUUUGGGGAGCUAUCGGAUAUACCCCUUUACUUGUAUUAAGACAAUAUAGAUCGAGACAGUUCAUACUGGCAACGCAUGGGUUGGCUCAGUGUGAGUUCUCUUAUAAGGAUGAUAACUAUAAGAGAAAAAUUCGAGAAAUAUCUAAUGCUUGGAAACGAGUUCACCGGAUGAAAAGAUUUACCGUAGGGGCAAUGACAACUCCCGAGUAUUAUGGGUGGUGGAACAAAAGGGUCAAUGACAAUAUCCCUAGGCCGAGAGAAGAUUGCGUUCAGUCUCUAGAGGAGCGUCUGCAAGUAGCUCCGUCAGAAUUAGAAAUCAUCAAACAGGACUUUGAAAAAAGGAGUUCGGAAUGGGGAAAGAGGAUAGAGCAGCUAGAAGAGGAAAAGACGCGUUUGGGACUAGACGUCGAUAUCCACAAGCUAGAAGCCGAGAAACUAAAGAAAGGAAAGAACAAGGCUAAAGAGGAUUUGGAUAGCCUAAAAAUGGAUUAUAAGAAGCUGCGAUUGUCGAUGAGAACUGCCGGUUUGGGCAAAACGUCAGAGCAGUGGCAACAGGAAAUCAAAGAAGAAAAGACCAAAGCUGAUCAGUGGGAGAAGAAAUUUCAAGACGCCCUAGUUCGAGAGAGCGCUUUGGAGAAAAACUUGUCAGAAUGCCAGAAUGAAGAAGCAAGAUUAAAAGCCCGGGUAGCAGAGUUGGAAAAGUCGCUUCAUCUGCACCGUAGUCGAAACUCUGUGAUAGAGUUAAGAGCGAGCUUAAAUAGGAUCGAAGAACUGAAAGGAAAGAUAGGGGAUCUUGAGGACACAUUGCACAAUUCUAAACUGCGAAUGGAACUUCUUGAAAGGCGUAAUGAACAGUGCCAAGAGCAAUUUCAUCAUUCUCAAAAUCAGAUUAGAGAAAGGGAUUACAUUAUGGGCGAAGCUGUGACUCAAGUACGGGAAGUAGCGGAUCAUCUACAAACCUUAGCGGUUCAGGCUGAUGUAUUAAGUUUAAAGUUUGCAUCAGAAUCGAGCCGAGGUCGAGAGUUAGCUCGGCUCCUUAAGAGUGUUAAGGCUUUAAGUAUAAGGGCAAAGCCGUAUAUGUAG
Molecule: messenger RNA, 1143 nt
Organism: Gossypium raimondii (Peruvian cotton)
Lineage: Eukaryota; Viridiplantae; Streptophyta; Magnoliopsida; Malvales; Malvaceae
Exons: 1
Coding region: 1-1143 (380 amino acids)
Source: RefSeq, a predicted model, not a curated record